ACCGCAACUAAUAAAACUUGCAAUCUCAGACCGAGAAAACCAGACAAAAACUACCAACUCCCAAAGUCCCAAUUCCCAAGAACCAAACGCACCAGGCAGCUAUGGACAACUUCCAAGCCACCAGCAAACUCAGCCUCAUCGAAAACCAACGAAAACAACAACAGCAGCAGCAGCAGCCUUCUUCAUUAGCCUCAAACCUUAAACGAAACAAAAUCCUAAUCAAAACCUUCUUCUCACUAAUCAUCCUGUUGGCUUUCAUUACAGGAGCAAUGAUCAUAAAUCUCAUCCAUGGGCACAACAAAUCCCAAGAAAAGCUCAAACUCGACCAACAGACCGAGUCACUCCGAGGUUUCUGCUCCGUGACUCGGUUCCCGGAUCACUGCCUCAACUCAGUCAUUCUCCUACCUGACAACAGCCCAGAUGAUAUUUUCAUCGCAUCUCUCGAUUUAGCUAUAGAACGAGUCGUCAACUUCACUGUUCUCACGAGGGCUCUGAUCUUGCAGUCAAGUUCUGAUGCUGCGACUGAGUCAAGAAACGAGUCAGCCCUGUUCAGGUGCUCGAGUUUGAUCGAUGACUCUUUGAACCAGCUCAACAGAUCUUUGACUGCCUCCGGCGAGUCGUCGUUGUUCGGUCUCCGAGUUGACUCGGGGGAGAUGGAAGAACUGGUCAGGGAGAAGAUUAAGGAGGUGAGUUCCCGGGUGAAUCAGGCAGCGAAUGGUCUACGGAGAUGUUUCGCGAUUCUUGGGGAAGACAAUUCGACGGCUGUGAUUGAAUUGAGAAGUGGGGUGUAUGAUGGUAUAAUGCACGGAGUGGACCCCGCAGACUAUUCCCCAUCCUCCACAACUUGUUGGCAGUAAGGUUCGAACCAGGGACCUAAGGCUCCAUUUUCAGCAAUCUCAACCGCCAGACCAAACCCCGGAGGGUCGCGUUGAUUUUCUAGUUGAUAUAAUAGAAUAAGAUAAAAAGUAACAUGCUGCGACUUGAAGGACACGAUCCAUUGUGAACUUUUUUUUUAUUGUAAGAGGUUUUUAAAUUAUGGAAGUUGUUCAAAUGCCAACCAAUUCCUCAUUUCCUAAGUAUAAAAUGUCCUUGGUUGUUGAUCAAAUCAUAUACAUUGCCCAUUGGCAAACUCACUUCUUUAUUGUUGUCAAUGUUCAUAUUUCAUCUUUCAGAACUUU
Coffea arabica (coffee) is the source of this 1178-nucleotide messenger RNA. NCBI's taxonomy places the organism in Eukaryota, Viridiplantae, Streptophyta, Magnoliopsida, Gentianales, Rubiaceae. The record is from RefSeq and is a predicted model, not a curated record.